Molecule: messenger RNA, 1259 nt
Organism: Chara braunii
Lineage: Eukaryota; Viridiplantae; Streptophyta; Charophyceae; Charales; Characeae
Source: the annotation of a GenBank genome assembly
GCGAGAGCCACCUGCCAUCCUCCUUGAACUUGCUCCCUUCCAGCUGUGCAGAUGAGCCGCGCGCCGAUCUCAACGUUUUCUCCUCCCUCUCUCUUCCCCAUCUUCUGGCAAUCCUCUCACUACCCUCGCCUCUCCUUCUGCUUGGAGCCGCUGACAGUACCCAUCGUUGAUCCGGACCGUUCGAGCCUGUGGCGUGCAAAAUUCGUUGAGCUCUCGUUCGGCCUACUACGAGUGGAUCUGAACCAGACGUGGGAAGGCGAUCAGAGGCCCGCAUCAGAGACCGUGGAGCUGCUCAUCAUUCAGGCGUGGAGGACCAGCGUGGCUGGAGACCUUCUGGGAUCCGUCUUUGGAGCAGUGGAUUGGGGAAACCUAUCACAGAUCGUGCGCGAACUUACAAUCGUGAUUGCGCGACUGGCCGAUGAACUCCCCCUUGAUAUCGUCUCUCAGAGCGACAAAGAGCCCGUGCCGCAUACCCUCUCAAGGACUCUCGCCCCGAGACUCCAGUGGUUGGCUUGUAUCGAGGAACGCUGGGCGGACGGCCGUUUUCCCUCUUGCAGCGAGUACCUGGACGUCCACAGCCUAACUAAUCCCCGCUUCUUUCGGCAACCAACGGCGUCCGAGUGGGCGGCGCUGAGAGCAGAAGAGGAGGCAGAAGAGGAAUCGGAAGGAGAAUUGAGGAGAGAGGCCGGGGAAACGGCGGCCCGGUUGGCUGAGGACGAGGAAGAAGAAUGUGAAGCAGAAGAAGAGUCGGCGGAACCUGAAGAAAAAGAAGAAGAAGUAGAGGAGGAGACUUCGGAGGAAGAGGAGGAAGCCUAUAGCGAGCACAGUGAGGGCGAGCAAAGUGAGGAGGAGGUUGAAGACGAUGACGAAGAAGUGGAAAGCGGAGAUGACCAGGAGCCAACGCAUGACGACAAGCUCGAGUGGGUGGCAGGACCAGAUCGACGAGAGGAGAACCCUGAGGCUGCUGCGCAGCGCAAGAAAAAGGUCGCAGAGGGAAAUCGGCUGGCGAUCGAUCCCGCACCGAACGAUCCUUCCAAGGAUCUCGAGCCGCCCAAGCCGGAACAUGGAGACCUUGCCGCCACGACCUCGAGCGCCAUGAGGACAAGGGGCCGACCCCGAUCCCGAUCCCCAUCCCCCUCUGCCUCCGCCUGUCCCCCAAUUCGCCAACGUGUCAAUGAGCGGCUUAGCCCUUCGUCCCCGAUCCAUACACCACCGUCCCCUUAGCCAUCUCUCCUUCAAUCAGUAUUUCCAUCGCGUCG